Molecule: messenger RNA, 694 nt
Organism: Spinacia oleracea (spinach)
Lineage: Eukaryota; Viridiplantae; Streptophyta; Magnoliopsida; Caryophyllales; Amaranthaceae
Product: STS14 protein
Exons: 1
Coding region: 66-590 (174 amino acids)
Source: RefSeq, a predicted model, not a curated record
UGUAGCAAUAUUGACCGCCUUUUCCUUUUGCAUUAGUUUCAUCCCACAAAAAAAUUAAAAACACAAUGACCAUUCUCAUAACUGCUUUACUCUCUCUCCUAUUCUUCUCAUCAGCCACCGCCCAAGCACCGCCGUCACCACCACCACAACUGACUGUCCAAGCCCAAGAAUUCUUAGAUGCGCACAACCAAGCCAGAGCCCAAGUAGGAGUCGGGCCUUUAAAAUGGAGCCCGAUUCUAGCAAACGCGUCGGCCCGUUUAGUGAUGUACCAAAGAGUGAAGAACAACUGCCAGUUCGCGGAUCUGAGCAGUAACAAGAUCAAGUAUGGGGCCAAUCAACUAUGGGCCCAAGGCGGGUCACCGGUGGGCCCGAAAACGGUGGUGGAUGCUUGGGUGGCGGAGAAGAAAUACUACCACCACGAGAAUAACUCGUGUGAGACGAACCGACAGUGUGGGGUGUACACGCAGAUAGUGUGGAAGAAGUCGGUGGAAUUGGGGUGUUCUCAAACUAGUUGUGUUAAAAAUGGGACGAGUUUGAUUGUUUGUUUUUAUAAUCCACCUGGAAAUAUUGUUGGUGAAAGCCCUUACUAGGAAGUAUUAUAUGUGUAACAACAUAAUUUCAUGUUUGUGGCAAUAUUGUACUAAUGUUUUUGUAAAAUGAUGAAGAACUUUAAUAAAAAGGUAUGUUAUUUUGA